Molecule: messenger RNA, 1968 nt
Organism: Pseudozyma flocculosa PF-1
Lineage: Eukaryota; Fungi; Basidiomycota; Ustilaginomycetes; Ustilaginales; Ustilaginaceae
Exons: 2
Coding region: 1-1968 (655 amino acids)
Biological process (GO): phosphatidylethanolamine biosynthetic process
Cellular component (GO): mitochondrion
Molecular function (GO): phosphatidylserine decarboxylase activity
Source: RefSeq, a predicted model, not a curated record
AUGUCGUUCAACGGUCGAGCGACGGGGGCCCUGUCCCGCUCACUGCAGGCCAGGAGCGCCCUCCGGGGUGUCGUGGCGCUCGAGGGUACUCUUGUGCUCCUCUCAACUCGUCCAGGAGCAUACUUCGCGCAGACGCGCAGCAUCGCAUCGCGCGCCUUGGAUCCGAGCGCAAGGCCGACAGCUACCGUGCCAACCGGGCAUUCGCCCCGAUCUCAACGCCGCACCUACUCCCGCGACCCUCUCCAGGCCGAGCAUGAGGCCAACACGGUGAGGGGCAACCGGGCCGCCCGCGAAAGGCUGGCCAGAGAGACUGCCGAGCGGGCUCAGAAGGAACAGGGUUCCGAUAGCAACGGCAGCGGCAGCGGCGGCGCUGGCGCUGGCGCUGGCGGCGACGGGAGACGUCGACCCCUCGGGAGUCGCCUCUCGACUGCGUGGAAGUCGACGCCAACCAAGUGGUACCCGAUCCCGGUGCUCCUCGGAGCCGUCGUGCUCAUCGGCGUCCAGGCUCGCAAGGACUACGUGGCGGAGCAGGAGGGUCGCGGCGUCGGCCACAAGAUUGUCGACGAGAACGGCCAGGUGGUGCGCAUGUCCGGUCCCUGGACCGUCUACGUGAUCGGCGCGCUGCCCCUCAACGCCAUCAGCCGAGCCUGGGGCUGGGCCAACAACCUCACCCUGCCCGUGUGGUUCCGGCCAUUUGGCUUCCGGCUCUACGCUCGCAUCUUUGGCUGCAACCUCGACGAGAUGAAAGACCCGGACCUCACCCACUACGCGAGCCUUGGCGAGUUCUUCUACCGAGAGCUCAAGGAAGGCGCCCGCAAGAUUGACGAUUCGAUCCUGGUCUCGCCCGCAGACGGAACCGUGCUUCACUUUGGCGAGAUCAGCGGCCGGCGGGUCGAGCAGGUCAAGGGCAUCACCUACUCGCUCGACGCCCUGCUCGGCUCGACGUCGGAGCCUCAGACGACGGAGGAGGUGGUUCGCGCCGCCAAGCACGAGAAGAUCGACGAGCGCGAGUUUGCCAACGUCAACGGCAUCCAGUACAGCCUCGACAAGCUGCUCGGCGACGAAAAGGACAAGCCGGCCGAGCCCGAGAAGCCGCGCAAGAAGAGCAUCUUCCGGUUCAUCACGCCGUCCUACUGGAGAAAGUCCGUGGACAAGUCGAAGCAGACCUCCAACGUCACCGGCGUGCCGGCGCCUGUCGCCAGGGAGGAGGGCGAGGAGGCGCCCGAGGAGCGCACCGACCCCGCAUCGCAGAGGGAGGAAAAGAAGCAGGUCGACGAGGCGGGCAUGCCGACGCCGGAUACGCCCGAGGUGCUCGGGCGGUACGCCAACGUCGCCUACGAGAUGGGCUCGAGCGCGCUGCCGCCGCUGCUGCAGCCGCACUCGCCCGGCCGCGAGGGCGUCCGCGAGGGCCACAAGCUCUUCUUCUGCGUCAUCUACCUGGCGCCGGGCGACUACCAUCGCUUCCACAGCCCGACCAACUGGGUGGCCGAGCGACGCCGCCACUUCCGCGGCGAGCUCUACUCGGUCUCGCCCUACAUGGCCAACCGGCUUUCGAACCUGUUUGUGCUCAACGAGCGCGUGGCCCUGCUCGGGCGAUGGCGCCACGGCUUCUUUGGCAUGGUGCCGGUGGGUGCCACCAACGUGGGCUCGAUCCGCAUCAACUUUGACAAGGCGCUGCGCACCAACGUCCGCAAGCAGCGCUCGCUGGCGGGCACGUACUCGGAGGCGUCGUAUGGCGCGGCGAGCAUGCUGCUCGGAGGGCAGCCGCUCGGCGCCGGCGACGAGAUGGGCGGCUUCCUGCUCGGCAGCACCAUUGUGCUCGUGUUUGAGGCGCCCAACGAGUUCAAGUUUGACCUCGAGGCGGGCCAGAAGGUCAAGGUGGGCCAGCGGCUCGGCGAUCUUGACGAUCAGCAGCAGCAGACCGGGCCGCAGGAGGAGUCUGACAGGCCGAAGGGACGCCACGUUUGA